UCAUAACUCUUCUGAAGAGUUCUCCUCACUUUUUCUGAUUCAUUAUUACAAAUCAAGAGAUAUUAUCUGAUAUUUUCACAUUGACAUUUCGUGAUGGCAUCUGUUUACAAAACUAUUUAUCCGGUCAAGUACCUCAGAGAUCAUUUGACACAACAGAUAAGACCCGAUGGUCGAGAAUUUCUUGGUUUUCGACCCGUCAGCGUCAACGUCUCUUCAAUCACUCAGGCCGAUAGCUCUGCUGUAUUUAAAAUUGGAAAUACCACAGUCGUUUGUGGAAUCAAGGCUGAAUUGGCUACUCCCAAACCCGAAGCCCCAGACUCUGGGUAUUUAAUCCCAAAUGUUGGAUUGAGUCCCCUUUGCUCGUCGAAAUUUCGUCCAGGGCCUCCAGGUGAUCAAGCACAGGUGACAACAAAAAUUGUUGAUAAUAUCCUCUGGAAUUCUCAAGUCAUCGACCUCAGGGAUUUGUGCAUUUGCAAGGAUAAACUGGCCUGGGUGCUCUACUGCGAUCUCGAGUGCAUUGAUUCUGAUGGAUCAAUCAUUGAUGCAUGUCUAGGGGCUCUCAUGGCAGCCCUAUCUUCUUUGACUUUACCAGAGGUUCUGCAUAAUCCAGAGUCCCAGUCGACCAGAGUCAAUCCGAAUAACCGGAGUCCUGUGCCUCUCAAAGGGAUUUUCACUGCCACAACGUUUGCAGUCUUCGAAGAAAAUCUAUUGCUGGCUGAUCCAACAGAUGAGGAAGAGAGUCAAGCUCUCGCGAGAUUUACAGUGGUUAUGAAUAAUGGUGAAAUCUGUUACAUGCACAAGCCAGGUGGUGUUCCAAUCAGUUCAGAACUCCUCUCGAGGAGUAUCGCAAGAGCCAGAAGUCGAUCAGAGAAUUUCAAAAGUCUAAUCACCACAGCAAUAUCUCCGAAAUAACAAGACGUAGAAAUAAUAAAUAUCUUUUUUCCACGUUUCGAGAGCCUUCCACAAAUUCAGUUAUACGAGGGACCACAAGGAGGAAUAAUUUAUUGGCGGGCACAAAAUCAUCAAUAAAAUCAUUUCAUCAUCAUUGUAAUAAUGUAAUUAUAUGCAGAGUUAUAAAUAUUUUUUAACGAAAAUAUAAAUUACGAGUGGAUCUCUAAGAUAAUUAAAUGCCACUGAAAGAA
Messenger RNA from Fopius arisanus, 1142 nucleotides. RefSeq names its product exosome complex component RRP43-like. Bases 94 to 912 code for a protein of 272 amino acids. Gene Ontology annotation, molecular function: mRNA 3'-UTR AU-rich region binding. The transcript has 7 exons. Gene Ontology annotation, cellular component: cytoplasmic exosome (RNase complex); nuclear exosome (RNase complex). The record is from RefSeq and is a predicted model, not a curated record. Gene Ontology annotation, biological process: TRAMP-dependent tRNA surveillance pathway; nuclear polyadenylation-dependent mRNA catabolic process; U4 snRNA 3'-end processing. Lineage: Eukaryota; Metazoa; Arthropoda; Insecta; Hymenoptera; Braconidae.